This is a messenger RNA of Engraulis encrasicolus (European anchovy), 1461 nucleotides long. RefSeq lists its product as uncharacterized. The record is from RefSeq and is a predicted model, not a curated record. The coding region runs from base 142 to 915 and encodes 257 amino acids. The transcript is spliced from 6 exons. NCBI's taxonomy places the organism in Eukaryota, Metazoa, Chordata, Actinopteri, Clupeiformes, Engraulidae. Gene Ontology annotation, cellular component: plasma membrane.
UCACUCUCGCAGUCUCACUGUCUGUGUUUCUGCUUCUCUCAAACGUCACAAGUGCUGUGUAAGGGUUUGGGUCUGACUGGUCCCAGCAUGGUGAGUUGUGGACAGGGCUAGGAGGCAAGGUCCAAGAGCACAGAGCAUUACAUGGCAUUACGCAUCACAGAUGCCCCUUACGUCACUCUGCACAGGAUGAAAGGAAGAGAGGAGGAGGAAGAGGAAAGGGAGGCUGACGUCACAGACGACGAUGGCAAUGGUCAAAAUGCGGGAGGAAUGGAUGAGACUGAGAGGAAUGCAAGAGUCCUUUGGGAUUACCUCUGUCUGAAUCAGCCUUUAGAGAAGAGUGACGUGAUCAUCGGACUGGGCUGCCACGACCUGCGGGUGGCAGAACGAGCGUCUGAACUCUUCCUGGAGGGCUAUGCCCCAUGGCUGCUCUUCACCGGUUACCUGGGCAAGCAGACAGCAGGUGUGUGGACCAGGCCAGAAGCGGAGGUGUUCCUGGAUGUGGCUCUGGGUAUGGGGGUCCCCCGCAGCAGCAUCCUCCUGGAGAUGGCAGCCACCAACACGGGAGAGAACAUCCGCUUCUGCUACCAGCUCCUAAGCGACAGCAACGUCCCAGUCGACAGACUAAUCCUUGUCCAGCAGCCUUUCAUGGAGCGGAGAGUCAUGGCCACGUUCCUCCACCAGUGGCCGGGGCCCAAGGGAAGCACCCGGGCCAUGGUCACCUCUCCCCAGUCAGACGUGGCCUCCUACCCCAACACCAGCGUCGGCACCCAACACGACCUCAUCUGCUACAUGCUAGGGGUCAUGGAGCGAAUCAGGGACUACCCGCAGAAAGGGUUUCAGGUGCAGCAGGAUAUUUCGCCGGAGGCCAUGCUGGCAUAUGAUUGGUUCCUGGCAGAGGGUUACCACCCACAGUGAGGUUCCGUGGAAACGCUCAGCAUGUCAACACCUGAGUCAGGCAGCUUUCUCGACUGACGCACCUCUCUUUGCUCUGAAUAAAAGCAGCGGCACUGGGAAUUGCAUUGCGCAAUGCAUGCCAUAUCACAAUUUGGCAGUGUUAUUGUAAAGGGAGCAGCGCUUCCUUGGAAGUUUUGCUGAUGAAAUGAUGAUUUGUAAGGGCACCCACCCUGGCAAAAUCUGUAGGGUUAAUGUUACUCAAGUUCUCAACCUUAAAGGAAUAUUUCCAAACGUUUCUUGUAGCAGGGUAAACAUACUUCUAAAAUGUGCUAACCUUGGCUUGGUGCAUGUGUGGCUACUAGGUUUGUGAAUCACUCAACACCAACCUUUGUGCAUGUCUAGAUAAAAGCCUUACUCCUUCAUCUUUAUCGCAUAGUUCGAUAAAAAAAAAAUCUUAUGCCACUAUUAAAUGCGCUUUUAAAUACGUGUGUCGUGCACAUUCAUGCUGACAUCUAUGCCUGUAGUUACCACCUUGCCUUUCACCCAGAAUCACUCUGGUUGUUGUAC